AUGAUGCUGAACCCACCAGAUAAUGAAGAUAAUGAUAACAUGAAUGAUUCUGGUGAAGAACACGCAUAUGAAGAUACAAUCACACAAUCAGGGCCAUCCAAAAAGAUAAAAACACAAAAUAAGGAUUCAGAAAGUCAAUUGCUUUUAUCUAUACAAAAAAGCUUAGAAAAUCGAAAUGAAAUGACAAAAUCAAUGGAUGAUCCUUUCCGACUUUUUCUGUUAUCCCUUAUCAAUGAUCUUAAACAAGUACCAGAGGAAAAUAAAAUGGAAGUGAAACUUAGCAUAAUGCAAACGAUUUCUAAUGAAAAAAUCUCGACAACAGAAUACCCAUUUUUCAGAUGGUUCUUAUUGUGA
Molecule: messenger RNA, 354 nt
Organism: Macrosiphum euphorbiae (potato aphid)
Lineage: Eukaryota; Metazoa; Arthropoda; Insecta; Hemiptera; Aphididae
Source: the annotation of a GenBank genome assembly